AUGGAGAGCAUUAACCAGAACCAGGGCAAACUCAGCAGAAGCCAGAUCACUCACUCAGUGGCUGGAAGUCAACGGGAUAGGGGGAGUCAUCCAGAGGCCGGUGCCGGGGCUCAGCAUCAGUCAUACGGACGAGUACGGGGCCCCAGCGCCGAAUCUUGGUGGCGAUUCGAGUAG
Fusarium odoratissimum NRRL 54006 is the source of this 174-nucleotide messenger RNA. RefSeq lists its product as uncharacterized. The record is from RefSeq and is a predicted model, not a curated record. The transcript has a single exon. Lineage: Eukaryota; Fungi; Ascomycota; Sordariomycetes; Hypocreales; Nectriaceae. Bases 1 to 174 code for a protein of 57 amino acids.